AUAUAUUGUAGAGUAAUCUAAGCUCAAUGCUCUGUUCUGUUCUGUUCUCUUCGUAGUCCAUACAUUUUUAUGUCAUAUUUUCUCUCUGCUCUCUCUACUUUAUUUUUUAAAUUAUUUUUCGAGCCUUCUGAAUAAUCAGAGUCGGCAGACAGGAGAAGAAAAAUCAACCCAAGAUUCUCUAUUUGUAAUCUGAUUUUUUUUUCCAGUUGUUUUCUGGGCUAAUUUCCAUCGGGUUAAUCGGAGUUUGAAGAUUUGAAGAGUCAAUAUUCUUCCCAGAUUUCACGCAACCAUUGAUUCUUUCUUCUACAUUCCAGCCUUUUUGUAAGAGAUCUGAGAAUCCCUCUUUUUUGUCUCACCGUAAAAUUCCAACUUGUGGUCACGUAAUCAAAUUCAUUUCUCCGGCGAUAUCGAUUCAUGGAUCUUGUAACUUUCUUCAGAAUGUGAAGUAAAAUUUUCCUAUUUACGUUCUGUUACCACAGGGUACGUAGAUACAAACAGUUACACAGUUACGGCGGCUACAGUAUAUAGAUAUAAAUUCUCUUCGUGGACGCGUGGCUACAGUUUUGGACCCGUAGCCUUUUGGGAUUUUGUGACAACUUGGAGAUGGGAUAUGUAUGAAUAUACUGUUUGAUCUGAAUUUAAUUGCAUCAAAUUCAAAUUAUCACCAGCAAUUCUAGUUGGGUAUUUUUUUAUUUUUUAUUUUUGAAAAUGAUGCGAAUGAAGACUAAAAGUAAUGGGGUGCCGCCGACGAAUGGUGGCGGAAGUAAUGAUGCUUGGGAACUUAGGCCUGGUGGAAUGCUGGUUCAGAAGCGUACUGAUGCCGACCAAAACCAGGCGCCACCGCCGACAAUUCGAGUUAGGGUUAAAUACGGGUCGAUGUACCACCAAAUUCAUAUCAGUUCUCAAGCUACCUUUGGGGAGUUGAAGAAAAUGUUAACAGAACCAACGGGAUUGCACCACCAGGAUCAGAAGUUAUUUUACAAGGAUAAAGAGAGGGAUUCCAACGCAUUUCUUGAUACUGCAGGUGUUAAGGACAAAUCGAAACUUGUUCUAAUGGAGGAUCCAAUUAGCCAAGAAAAACGGUACAUUGAGAUGAGGAAAAACGCAAAAAUGGAAAAGACAGCAAAAUCUAUAUCAGAAAUCAGCUUGGAGGUGGAUAGAUUUGGUGGACAGGUUUCAGCGUUUGAAUCUGUAAUUUCUAAAGGUGGAAAAGUGGCUGAAAAAGAUUUAGUAAAUCUGAUUGAGUUGUUGAUGAAUCAACUGCUUAGAUUGGAUGGAAUUAAUGCUGAAGGGGAUGUCAAAUUACAAAGGAAAAUGCAGGUGAAACGAGUACAGAAGUACAUCGAGACUCUUGAUACGUUGAAGAUCAAAAACUCAAUGCCUAUUAGCAGCAGAAACUCGUCUCAACAGAGUCAGCAACCGAGGUACUCAAAUGGGCAUGUUUCAAUACCAGAUCAAGAGCCAUCGAACUCAAAUGGGAGCGUUUCGUCUCCCAGUCAACAGCAACAACCCCGGAAUUCAUUUGGGCUGUCAUUAAUCGAUUCGCCACCAAAGAAACAACAGCAGCCCUCAAAGCACUCAACCUCCGGGACUUUUGUGAUAACAACGCAGUGGGAAACGUUCGAUUCUUCACCAGCACCAUCAGUGUCGGGCAUCAGCGCAGGCGCCUCUUCAGCAUCCAAAGUGGCUUCGAGGACAAUUAAUCCGGCACAACCUAGUUUUAAUUGGGAUUUGCUUUGAGUAGGUAGUAGGACAAAGUAUAUGUGCUUAGUGUGGAUGUGCAUUUUGGACUUGUUUUCAAGUUGGUUUGGUAUCUAUUCUCCAUUCUUUUCUGUAUUUAGUUAGCAUUCCCUUCAUAUGUGUCAUUCACUAUAGAAAUAAAUGGUGCUACUAUGUAACAGUGUUAUGUACUAUUACCUUUAUUCUGUUAACUUGCUCUUGAGAAUUGGAUUUUUUAUGAAGUAGAACAGCAUUUCAUAGCAA
Messenger RNA from Olea europaea var. sylvestris, 1983 nucleotides. RefSeq names its product BAG family molecular chaperone regulator 1-like. The transcript has 4 exons. The record is from RefSeq and is a predicted model, not a curated record. Gene Ontology annotation, biological process: protein stabilization. NCBI's taxonomy places the organism in Eukaryota, Viridiplantae, Streptophyta, Magnoliopsida, Lamiales, Oleaceae. Gene Ontology annotation, cellular component: cytoplasm. Gene Ontology annotation, molecular function: adenyl-nucleotide exchange factor activity; protein-folding chaperone binding. The coding region runs from base 709 to 1740 and encodes 343 amino acids.